CAAUAUCUUUUGGGAGUCGGAGAAGUUGGAAAAGUGAAUUUGCAUCAGAAAAGUUUAAUUCAUUACUGAUUUUAGCCACUGACUGUGACUGGCCGACCAUAGGGCUCCUCCUCUCUCUUAUAAAGUGACUUUUGUGACCCGGUGGAUAAAAAAGAUCGCUCCUUUUUCCUCUCCCAAUCGAGAUUUCCUAUCUUUGUUGCUGGUAAACUCCGCCGGCGGCGAUGGCGCUUCAGCUAUGGGAGACGCUGCAGCAAGCAAUCACGGCCUACACGGGUCUAACUCCGGCCACUUUCUUCACAGCACUGGCUUUUGGGCUGGCUAUUUACUAUCUGCUCUCUUCGUUGUUUGGGCCAUCUGAUCCGCCGCCGAGGCCCAGGAGCUUCCAGGAGGAGGUCCAGCCUCUGCCGCCGCCGGUUCAGCUGGGAGAGGUUGGCGAGGAGGAGCUGAAGCAGUACGAUGGUUCUGAUCCCAAGAAGCCUUUGCUCAUGGCGAUUAAGGGUCAGAUCUAUGAUGUCUCCCAGAGCAGGAUGUUCUAUGGUCCAGGUGGACCUUAUGCCUUGUUUGCCGGAAAGGAUGCCAGCAGAGCACUGGCAAAGAUGUCCUUCGAGGACAAGGACUUGACGGGAGACAUCUCCGGCCUAGGUCCUUUCGAGAUGGAAGCCUUGCAGGACUGGGAAUACAAGUUCAUGAGCAAGUACGUGAAGGUCGGUAGCAUCAAGAAGGAAGUCCCAGUAACUGAUGGUUCCUCCAGCGAGCAACCAGCAACCGAGAAUGGCGAUGCCAAGCCUGCAACCUCCGAAGCAGACGAUGUCAAGCCAGCUGAAGAUGCUCCAUCAAUGGCAGCUGAGCAUACCGAGGUACCCCCAACAAGCGUCGAGUCCAAAGAGGAUUGAAACUGCAGAGGACAAUUCUUGUGGCUGUGGAGAGCGAACUUCUGAAGGAGAGAUGAUGCCAUGAGAGAGAUGUAUGUAUAAGAAGAUGAAGAUUCGGUGGGUUAUUACUUAUUACAUAGGGGUUUACUUUUGUUAUUUUCAGCUUUCUCAUCUCCAACUCAAAACAUGUUUCUGUCACAAACAAGAGAUUAGCUUUCAUAUGUUUUUGUCUAAUAAGAACACCAUUCCGCGAUUUAGGCUCUUUACAUGGUGGCUGGGGAAACGAAGAACCUUAGUAAUAUGAAUGGCAAAAUACACUUUUAUAGUUAAAUCUAGAGUUAAAUCUAUUCGCG
Molecule: messenger RNA, 1225 nt
Organism: Linum tenue
Lineage: Eukaryota; Viridiplantae; Streptophyta; Magnoliopsida; Malpighiales; Linaceae
Source: the annotation of a GenBank genome assembly